Molecule: messenger RNA, 1137 nt
Organism: Aphis gossypii (cotton aphid)
Lineage: Eukaryota; Metazoa; Arthropoda; Insecta; Hemiptera; Aphididae
Exons: 1
Coding region: 283-1008 (241 amino acids)
Source: RefSeq, a predicted model, not a curated record
UGUAUUGAUUCUUAAUAGGACUAUUUUAAAAUGUUUAGCAAUAUUAAUUGAUCUUUAAUAGCGGAUACAUUAGAAUAUUUAAACUUAAAUAUCGUAGAGACAAUUCACACGGCUAUUAUACUAAUGUCUUGUACACCAAACUAUGAAGAAACAACUGAUAGUUGUCUUUAGUCCGUCUACAGUCUCAAAUCGUUGUACACGUAUAUUUUUCGCUUGUCCCGUCUUUAUAAAUUUUAGUGAGUUUAAAAGUAUUUUUUUAAGUGUUUAAAAAUUAUUUUAAUCAUGGCUGGUUCAAUUGGAGACAUGGCUGUAGUGUACAAGAAGAAGAAUUUCACAUAUGUACCUCCGACACCGCCUGCAGAACUGAUAGAUUCUACGUCAUAUACAUUGGACUUUGUCGCCCGUAAGUUUUUGAAUGUUGGAUUUGAUUCGGAAGACAAGUUCAAUAUUGUUAUUCAUAUAAUAACACCGUCACGCUAUGUAAGCAUCUACGAGGGUUUUUUAAGACGGAUAUUCUCGCUGAUGGGGAAUAUACUGUCAUUCAUAUUAGAUGUCCCACAAAAAUAUAGAAAACAGAUUUUUCUGGAGGAUGAAUUUAUCGCCGUAUCAAACAUGGUGUAUCGAGGGGAAAAUAUGCUUGUCAUAGAGUCUAAGAAAAAGGAAGGAUGUCGUGUAUGGCUCGAUCGAAAAAACUUGAUGAAAUUACAAUAUGUAGAGGAGAGUAUUUUUGAAACGAUCUCGCGAAAGUCAACCAUCAUACGUCCAGUUGUAUUAAAGCAAUUUGAAAUUAUUGGAAAUUAUAUAGACCGGGAAUUUAUCAAUGUGCUUUCGCCUCCGAAAACAAUCGAAGAAAUGAUAAUUUUUAUUAAAAAUCUUCGGGCUGAUCAAAUCAUAAAGAAUAUCGACUUAAAUUUUGUUAACCAGUUGAAAAUGUUUGCAGCACCAAAAUUAGCUGAGCAACGUUUAAGAUGGAGCCGAGAAAUGUCACCAGAGGUAAUUAAACCUUAAUAUUCUAUAGAAUAGUUAUUUUAUUUUUAUUAUUUUUAGUUAUUUGUUGAUCAAAUUUCGUCAUUGUCCCCUCCCAUUAUUCCGAAAAAAUAUUCAUCACCGUCUCCGCAAUAUAACGAUGACAACGAU